AUGGUGCGCCGAGCUGACGUCGAUCAACCUUUGGAUGCUCGCAAGGAACUUCUAGCUCUCAGCCGGCAAGCAGCGUGGCAACGUGGGGUGGCACUUCUCUUUGCCUUCGGAGGGGACUCCAUCGGGUACAGCACAACCAUUGCGGCCUGCAGCCGGAAGGAGCUUUGGACCAUCUCCCUGCUGCUCCACCAGAGGAUGGGUCAGCAGCGCGUGCCCGCUGACCAAGUUGCGAUGAACUCCGCCUGCAGCGCGUGCGAACGUGUGGCACUGUGGCAGCGCUGCAUGGAUUUCAGGCUUCGCGAAGAACGAGCCGUGAGCAGCGCCAUCCAUGCGUGCAUGAAAGGCCAUGCAUGGCGCUCCGCCAGCGCACUCCUCCGUGGUGCUUCAGUGCUUCGACUGGCCAUGGAUGUGGCAGCAGCCACUCCCGCUUUGGGCCGCGCGCCGAUGUCCUCGCGGAACUCCUGGCGCCGGAGCCCGUCGAUGCUUUGCGGCUGA
Molecule: messenger RNA, 495 nt
Organism: Durusdinium trenchii
Lineage: Eukaryota; Dinophyceae; Suessiales; Symbiodiniaceae
Source: the annotation of a GenBank genome assembly